Molecule: messenger RNA, 2010 nt
Organism: Caenorhabditis elegans
Lineage: Eukaryota; Metazoa; Nematoda; Chromadorea; Rhabditida; Rhabditidae
Gene: C06E8.5
Product: Lipid-binding serum glycoprotein C-terminal domain-containing protein
Exons: 9
Coding region: 162-1901 (579 amino acids)
Molecular function (GO): lipid binding
Source: RefSeq, marked reviewed
GUUUGCAGUCGGCUUCUCACCCUUUCACUCAAACCAUCUAUUACACCUUCAAGUGGUCUCCCGUGUCGAAACAUCUGAUUGUCCUCUACUGACCUUGGCAAGAACAAAACACUGAUCUCGCUUAAAUUUUCCGUUUUUUUUUCAUUUGAUUCUACUUCAAUAUGCGAAAAUUUUUACUGAUAUCAUUAUGUGCCACGUUGGCAUCAUGCCAGGUGGCAACUCAAGAUCUUGUAGACAUGAAUCCACUUCUAUUCAAUGAUCGAACUUUGAAAGGAUCAGGAGUACUUGCUCGAGUGACACCAACAGGAACCCAAUAUGUAGCUUCUGUAGUUGCAGCUGCAUUCUCUUCACAUUUCGCAGACAUCAAGCCGCCAAAAGAACGAAAAGAUCAUCAAUUAACAACAAUAUCCACAGUAACUUUAAGACGUUUGAUGCUUGAAACAUUACAAUUAGACAAGCAACUUGUUACAACUACAACGUCAGAUGGUCUACUCCGAAUCACUGUUCAAAACAUCUCAGUUAGUUCAUCAGCGGUUUUAAGUGGAGAGUUGAGAGAAAUCAAACUUCAAGAUAAUGUGACUUUCCGGACAGCAAACUUGAGAAUAGAUACAGCUAUUCGAAUUAUGAAAAAUGCCGGAGGAAAUCCAGCAUUGAAAAUGGAAAGUUGUAAAAUCGUUACCCAAGGAAUUAAACUCGUCACUAAACCAAUGGACCCUCGAAAUGGAAAGUCAUUGGCUGAUGCAAUUGCAAAUGAUGCCAACACAAUGUUCUCUGACUUGAUUUGCUCGAAAAUCGAUCAUAUUGUAAGCAAUCGUGUGAAUCAAAGAUUCGCCCUUCUGUCCAGCAGAAUUUCAUUGGAAGACUCAAAGAACUUUGAUAUUGUUAAAAUUAUCAUGCAAGCCGAGGAGAGAUUGAAGAGGCUCGUCAGACAAAACAUGCUCCGAUCAAACAAAACAAUUCGACGAAACGUUCAUGCUCACAAUGCUCGCAGAGUUUCAAGAGAUCCAGUAAGGGGGAAACGACAAGCAGAUGAGGACAAGUUCCAUUUGAUUCUCAACUCUUUCAACUUUUCUCGUGCCGAUUCCUUGAUGCUUGAUUAUUCAAUGCUUUCACCACCAUCAUUGACAUCUCGUGGAAUCGAGCUUCAAACAUCUGGAGAAGUUUUUCAAAAAGGACACGUUACACCAUUUGGAGCUGGUCCAAUCUUCCUUCCACGUAUCCCAAAUCCAUCUCAAAUGCUUCAAAUCGUUGUCAGUGACUUUGUUCCAAACUCUCUAAUGUUCCACGGACAUCGAAUCAAACUUUUCGACACACGAAUCGAUUGGAUGACACCACAAUUUGGACCAGUUAUGAGAACAACUUGUGAUUUGAGUACUGGAUCGCUUUUCUGUAUUGGUGAUUUGUUCCCAGCAUUGAGAGAAAUGCUUCCGGAUAGAAAUGUUGCUUUCCUUUUCACCACGUUGCGAGCACCUGCGGUUAUUAUGCAACCAGAAGAAAAAGGUGGAAUCCACUUCAGUCUUCGUGGUCUAAUCCGUUUGGUCUCUGAUAGAAACGAGCCAAUUGGAGAAAUGGAAAUUCGAAUUGAGGCACUUAUGAAAAUGAAGUUGACAUCAAAAAGUGUUAAGGGAAAAGUUACAAUUGAAGAGAUUCAAUUCACAUCCCGUUCUCCACGAAUCUUGCUCCAAGAAGAACUUGAUGAUGCUGGUUUUCUUUCUCGUGAAAUUCUUCAAAGAAUGGUCAAUGAUAUUCUUCGUCAAGGAAUUCCAAUUCCAAUUCAUCCACUUUUCAAAUUAGUCAAACCAAAACUGACACUUUUGUCACGUUCUAUGCUUCUUGAAACUAAUUUCUUGCUCAAUGAGCACAUAAUUGCUCAAUUGACAGCUGAGGCACUUGUUGCUUGAACGAGUUCAAAUAUAUUUUGUACGGGCCUAAUCAAUUCAUGAUCUCGUAUUUUCCCAGUCUUUUGUAUGUAUAAAACUGUGUUUUUUUCAAAUAAAAUAAUAUAAAACA